UGCGGCGCCGGCGCCAUUAAGAGCGGCAAGUGCAUGUUCGCCAUCGCGCAGGCCGAUGAGCCAUCCGUGCUGCACGCUGCAGCUCCUCGCCCUGCAGCCCAUCGCUGCGCAGUUGUCCUGCUGCACGCUCGACGCAUGGCCGAGCGCCGGCGCCGAGGAGGCUGCCCUCCGGCCGGCCUCGCGCCAGCAGCCGCAGGCAUCCCACGCCGAGCGCUCGGGAACAAGACAGAGAGCGGACCCGCUUCUCUUCACUCUCGGAUGAUGGUCCGAGCACACUGCUCCCGUGCAGCAGGCGGCUUCGAGAAGGCACACACGAUCGAGAAGCAGCUCGUCCGAGUGGUUCGAUGCCCUCGGCGGGCUUCUCAUAAAGUGACACGGCGCUCACCUUGUCUCUCACUCCCACACCCCUCACAGCAUGGCACCCUCAGCCACCAGCGCCGCGUCUGCUCCGGCACCCGUCGCCGGGCCCAACUCGAGCCGCAUCCAGGCCGACCCCGAGCUCGUGCAGUACCCGACCUCCUGGGCGCCGCUCAGCACGCCCGAGGACUUCUAUGCGCGCGCCAAGCAGGUGGCCGACCUGCUGCACGCCGACGAGGCCGUGCGCGACCGCGGCAACGUCGUGCCGCACCGCCAGGUCCAGCUGCUCAAGGAUGCGGGCCUCGUGACCAUCCUCGGCCCUAAGAGCGCAGGCGGCGGCGGCCAGACGUGGAAGGAGGCGUACCAUGUCGUGCGCAUCGUGGCGCAGGGCGACGGCUCGCUCGCGCAGCUCCUCGGGUACUCGCUCAUCUGGUACAACGCCAUUGCCAUCCUCGGCACCGAGGAGCAGGUGCCGCGCAUCCAGGAGUGGCUCACAAAGAACAAGUACUUCCUCGGCGGCGCAGUAAACCCGCGCGACUCGGACCUGCACGUCUCGCAGCACCCCACGGACCCGACGAAGAUCGUCUUCAACGGCAAAAAGACGUUCUCGACAGGCUCGAAGAUCUCGGACAUUACCAUCCUCGAGGGCUCGUUUGUCGAUGACCCGUCGGCGCCGCACGUCUUUGCGCCCGUGCUCUCGAAGCAGGCCGGCAUCAAGUACGGCGACGAGUGGGUCGACACGCUGGGCAUGCGCGGCACUCAGAGCGGCGGCAUCUCCAUCACCGACGUCGAGGUGCCGUGGGCCGACGCGUAUGGCUUUGCCGAGCGCAAGUUCCAGCCCAUCGGCGCGUACAACACGCUCAUGCUGCCGGCCAUCCAGCUCGUCUUUACCGCCUUCUACGUCGGCAUCACGCAGGGCGCCCUUGCGCGCGGCCUCGAGUACACCAAGAAGAACACGCGCGGCUGGCCCUACACGCCGUCGCCUGCCGCGCGCGGCACGGACGAGUGGUACAUCCAGGACGGCUACGGCACGCUGCAGGCGCGCCUGUGGGCCUCCGAGGCGCAGUUUGCCAACGUCGUCGAGCACGGCGCGCGCCUGCUGCACACGGCGCCGCGCGCCAGCGUCACGGAGGAGCAGCGUGCGCAGUGGGCCGUGCAGGUGGCCGCGACAAAGGUCGUCAUCGCCGACCUCGGCCUCGAGGUGACGAGCAAGGUGUACGAGUUCCAGGGCGCGCGGUCCGUCGCGGGCAAGUACGGCUUCGACACGGCGUACAGAGACCUGCGCACGCACACGCUGCACGACCCCAUCGCACACAAGCGCGCCGAGGUCGGCCGCUUCGCCCUCAACGGGCCCGGCAAGGACGGCUGGCCCGAGCCGACGUGGUACACCUGAGCACGCGCGAGUGUGAGAGGAUUCAUUGUGUUGAGGAGUGCGAGGCUCGGCGACGCGGCGAAUGACAUGACUGC
Molecule: messenger RNA, 1824 nt
Organism: Tilletiopsis washingtonensis
Lineage: Eukaryota; Fungi; Basidiomycota; Exobasidiomycetes; Entylomatales
Product: acyl-CoA dehydrogenase NM domain-like protein
Exons: 7
Biological process (GO): L-leucine catabolic process
Molecular function (GO): 3-methylbutanoyl-CoA dehydrogenase activity; flavin adenine dinucleotide binding
Source: RefSeq, a predicted model, not a curated record